GUCAACACUAAGCGACUGUCUACGGUUUGUGUCUCGACUGCUGAGCUAACAGUUGCACCAGCCGUGUUUUGGUUUGGUUUUGCCUCUCAUGUGGAACUAUCAGGAGCUUUGGAGGCGAGUGUCAGCCUGGAUGAUGCAUCUCAAUGUACAACAAGUAGACGUUUAUAUGUAACAGUCAGCCUGCUCCAGAGGUUUAACAUAGUUUUUAUGUGUUUUUGAUAAUAUAUCGCUGCUAAUGAAAAUGAGUGACUUUUAUUUAGUCUCUGAAAACAAAUAUCCAGACAGUAUUAUUAUUAUCUUUUCAAUAUCUUAACAAUGUCUUAUCCAUUUAGUUAAAUACUAAAUAAAUACAUUUCAAAACUGUAUUUAGGGGUUAGUUUAUCUAUAUAUUUACUAAAGGAAAAAAAAAACAUUCACCCUUUCAUGUUCAUGGCAGCUGUAGCAGCAACAUCUUUAUGAUCAUGCAAUAUACUGACAGGUUAUAAUGUCUUAAAUAGUGAAACUUUGAGCUUGUGUUAAUGGAGCAGAAGCUGUCAGUAACAGAAUUGGCCCGCCAGUCAGUUCUCCUGUAAAUCAGGUCUGAUCCAUGACUGAGUACUACGAGGAGGGGGGGCUGCUGUACGAGCAAUCACCUCCCAUGCACAUCAAAGUGGAGUCACCGGAGGGACCCUUUGGAGGGGGAGCCUCGGAAAAUGGCUUCCCCAGGGACGAUGAUGACUCAGAGGGCAGCUGUGACCAGAACAGCUCAUUACCAGGAGGACUCCCCUUCAAUGUGGUAGUGGUGCAUCCAAACAUCAUGGCACCCGGCAUGUCCUCAGAUGACCUUUUGUCCAUUGAACAAAACAGAGUUAUGUCAGCUGCACUGGCUGCUGGCGGAGCAGGAAAAAGAAAAAGUCGUUUCAGCGGAGCAGAGCUUGAAGUGUUGGUGUCAGAAGUCACUCGGUGUGAGGGAGAACUCUUUGGUCCUGCAGGAAGACUUCGGAGGCGAGAGAGGGAGCGCAUCUGGGCAGGAAUCCUGGAAAGGGUCAACGCUGUGUCUAGAGUCCCACGUACUCUUCGAGAGGUAAAGAAGCGCUGGGACGAUUUAAAGAGGCGCAAUGGUGGGAGGCUGGCAGAUGCUCGCCAUCGCAGUUGUUACCUGCCAUCCAGCAGAGGGGCCUCAAUGCUCGGAUGUCCCUCUCAGCCAAGCCCAAGGCUUCAUCAAGCCAGACAAAAGCAAAACACAAGACCAAAACCAAGUUUCCCAUGCUUUGCCGACUCUGACACAGGUGUAGUAGUGGAUGGAUCAGAGAGGGAUGGUUUGGAAAAAGAUGACGAGAAUCCUGACCGUGAGAGAGAUGUUGGAGAACCUGACUGUGAGCCAGUGGAAAACAGUAUGGAGGAUAAAUUGGGUUUAGGACUUGGUUUGGGAAUAGGACCACCCCCUCCAUCAGAACGGUGGCUGCCUCCUUCCCCUCUCUAUAGCGCUCCAUUCCUCAAUGGCAGCCCUCAACCCAGCAGUCCCCAGCCAUCACUUGGAACACAACAAGGUCCUCUUGAAGCCCCUCCACGCAGCUCUUGGCUUGAAGAUGAGCUUCGAGGGUUGGGAGAAGCUGCAAUUCAGCUGGGAAAUCGAGUAGAAAAGAGUCUCCGGGAAUUUGGGGAAGGUUUCAGACAGGACAUGAGAACCCUUGUUGCUUCACAAGAGGCAUUAGCAGUCAGUCUCCAACAAAACAAUGUCCUCUUGCACAGGCUGUUGGGGGUGCUCGAGGCCCAGCAACAAUCACAGCCACAGCAACAUCGUGUGCAACAAGCGCACCCGUCACAAACACCUCAACAGCACUUGCAGCCACAGCCUGUUCAGCAGCAGCUACAGCACAUAGAACAACAACAACAGCAGCAACAGCGGAUUGAAACCCCACAACAGUCACAGAUUGGACAGCAACAAUCACAACAGCACCAAACUCAACUACAGCAGCAACCACAGGCCACCCAGCACUCCAAUAAUCACUCAGCUGUAGCCCUAGCUUCUGCACCAUCAUCCCCGUCAUCCCCAGAUAUACAUGGCACUUUUCCUUCAGAGCCAACCACAGGGACAAAUGGAAACGUACAGCGGCCACGGCGAGGAAGAGCUGUAGACCACCGGCGCAGAAGACGGCGCUGAUGAGAAUGUAUUUAAAAAAAAAACUGCUUAAAGUGCUUUUUUUAUGUUUUAAAAUGUGACCUGACACAAAGCUCUUUUUUUUAAAUCAAAGUACUUUUAAUAAUUUAUAGCGAUCCACCGUUUUACUUCUUUCUCCAAAUUUAUUAUCCAUUUCCCAGUUAGGUUUGUGUUCAAGAAGGACUGAAGCAGGAGGAUGAAAUAGACACAAGUUUAGAGGUGGCCUUAACAUUAUCUUAGUUUAUCAGAAAUGUGUACAUACGCUUGUCCUUAAAGACUUAAUGGAAAUAGUUGAUCGGUGGAGUGAUGCUUCACUCAUCAAUCUUUCGGUACCUAGAAGAAUGACAUACUGUAGAUGCAAAUCCUCAAUAUGCACGUGUCUCUACAUGAUUUGCAGCAGAGCAAAUCAUGCUGCUUUUUCUAGUUCAAUACCAGCUCAGUUCUAUGGCUAAACUAACCACAUUGUUAUAAAGUAUCUGUAAUCUGCAGUUGCUAUAGUUACGCUGCUAUUGUAAUUACCAGCUAAUGUAUGCUUAUGUUUUUGUUGUUUUAUUUUAAUUUUUUUAAUUUAUUUUUUUAUGCCUUUAACAAAUGGAAACAGGGAGAUGAGGAGGAUGAAAAUGACUUGCAGCAAGAGCUGUAACUUCAUCACUCAGGGGCAUCCGUGCCCCUUGCCAUUCGGCCAUUGAAUCACCUCAUGCCUGUGCAGUUUUGAAGAUUUCACAAUGCUUACUUGUCCAAAUUUUGGUUGGACUAUAAAGUUAGGCUUUGUUUUCAUCAGUGUAUUUUGAUAGUAUGAUAUUUUUAAAACAGUAAAACGUUUUGAAAGAUAUGU
This is a messenger RNA of Melanotaenia boesemani (Boeseman's rainbowfish), 2975 nucleotides long. RefSeq names its product myb-related transcription factor, partner of profilin. The record is from RefSeq and is a predicted model, not a curated record. The transcript has 4 exons. Gene Ontology annotation, cellular component: nucleus. The coding region runs from base 587 to 2143 and encodes 518 amino acids. Lineage: Eukaryota; Metazoa; Chordata; Actinopteri; Atheriniformes; Melanotaeniidae.